Messenger RNA from Ostreobium quekettii, 1832 nucleotides. The record is from the annotation of a GenBank genome assembly. Lineage: Eukaryota; Viridiplantae; Chlorophyta; Ulvophyceae; Bryopsidales; Ostreobiaceae.
GCGAAUAUGAGGGCAAUUGUGGCCUGCCAGGGGAGGAGCUGCCGACUGUUGGGUGCUCACGCGACGAAAAGCCUAUCGAUGUCACCAUGCACAUCCGAACUGCUGUUACUGUGCUUCUGUGGAUAUUGGCAUUGUGGUUCUGCCGCAUCUACCUCACCACCAACAGAACAAUCAACUGGCAACAGAGAUAUGGAGUGGAUGCUGGCAGUGGCUUCCAGGAAGUUGCCCCGAAGGGAGAAGAAAGGGAAUCGGUGGAAGGCAAUGGACCAGUGCCUGCCAUUCCUGUGGGAGAUGCAACAUGUCCAGCAGAGGGGAACGAGGUGCAGUACAACAACAAUAUCAUGCGUUUCCUGCAGAGCCAACUGGACAAAGUGGAGAAAUUGGAAAUGCCACUGUGGGCAAGCGCUGAGUCCAGUGAAGACUUUGCCAAGCAAGUUGCCAAUGGGCAUAGAUUGUUGUCAAAACACAGGAUGUUCCUAGACAUCAGGAACUUCUACAUGAGCAGGGUUGCCAGCAAGGCAGUGGAAGUGAUAUGCGUGCACCUGAAAGAUAUUUUGCAAGAGUGGCACAUGCAACACCAAGUGGGCGUUGAGGAAACUAUACCCCUGGCGAAAGUGAUGGAGGACGAGAAAUGUUUGGACAAUCUCUUGUCCUACAUCCUGAGGGGCAGAGACUGUGAAAUGACGCAACAGCAAAGAGCUCGAUGGGAUGCCAUCAAGAGUGACCAUGAGCGCAAAAUGAGAAUGCUGAUGAUCAUUGAUGAGAAUGAAAUUCAGCUACAUGAGGAGAUUGGUGCUGGUGGCAUGGGAGUCGUUCACAGAGCGGAGUGGGGAACAGCGGAUGUAGCUGUGAAGAAGACUGAGCAAGUGGAUGAACUGCAUGUUCAAAGGCUGGCUGAACUGAUCAAAGAGGGGUGUGUACAUGCAUCGCUGAACCACCGAAACAUCGUCCACCUCUAUGGCACCACUGUCUCAGGCUGGAUUGUCAUGGAGCGGGCAGAUACCACUUUGUGGAAGCUAUGCCACAAAGGGCCAAAAUUGCCAUGGCGCUCAAUUCUGAAUCUCCUUCAACAAGGCGCAGAUGCCCUGGCCUACAUGCACAGUCGCGACCCUGUUCUGGUUCAUUCGGAUGUGAAGCCCCAAAACUUUCUCAUUUUCGGUACGCAGCCUGACGAUUUCUUGCUGAAAGUGUCUGACUUUGGGGUGUCCUUUGAGGAGAGAAAAACGAGAGCCAACACUGUCAGGCUUGGAGGCGGCACGCCCGAGUACAUCGCCCCAGAAAUCUCCCUUGACAAACCCCUCACAAAAGAAUCUGACGUCUUCAGUUUUGGAGUCCUCCUGUUCGAGGUUUUCAGCAGGAAUCACCCCUACGGCAGACUGAGCAGGGACGUUAGGGUUCUGUUUCUCAAGAAGGAUCGUGAGGAGGAUCCUUGCCCAGUCGGGGACCAGGACUGCCCUCCGCAGAUGAGGGAAUUGAUGAAGCGAUGUUGUGCGGCAGACCCUUGUUGCAGGCCAACUAUGGCAGAGGUCAGCCGUCGGUUGCAGCAAUUGUCACCAGAUUGGGUUCCAACACAAGAUCCCACAAUGGAGGACACUGCAAUUGAAUGCCGGUCUGUGGGAACGUCUGAGGAGGCUGCCAAAUGCUCCAAUGGUGGCACUGCGCAGAGGGCCAUGGACAAGCGCGAUAUGAGCCUGUUCACUUCUGGCAAGCUUGGCAGGCCAGAGUCCCCAACAGGAAUGUUUCGCAGCAUCAUAAGUGCACAAUCGAAUGUGGAAGCCGAAGGGCACAGCAGCCAAGAGGUGGAUGGGGAGGAGCUUAUAAUAUUGUUAUGA